CAUCCUAGUUCACCUAGAUCAAUUCUAAGCAUCAAUAUAAUUAUCGUGAUACGACAAACCCGGUAUGCCGUGCUAAUCCCUCACCAGUUCUGAUCCUUCAAACACCGGUUUAACCUUCCCGUACUAAAACGUCAAUUUCACGAACGAACCCCGUAUUAAAAUUCGAGACCGUCCUAAUAUCCCCUGCAGUAUCCCCGUCAAUAUUAGUUCUAGGCUCCGGGUCAAAUUCUUGAUAAAAACACAUCAAACCCUGGCCGGAGCUAAAUUCAGCGAUUUGGACCCCCACCUAAAUAAUUGCCGAAAUUCAGGGAUUAGAACUAGAGGAUUGAUUACCUCGCUGCAGGAAGCUUGUAAAUGAAAUUUCGGCUCAAUCCGGCUACUGGAUACUCCGAAACCCUAAUUUGGCUUAUCGGAAAUUCAAGAAAUUCCUAAACCAAAAACUCGUUUUAAAGCUCUAAAUCGACAAAUCACGAUGUAUAGAUGAAUUAGGCAUUACUUACGGGAUUUUUGGGAUCAUUGUAGCUCAAAAAUUGAGCUUUGGAAAUUCUCUGUCGAGCUCCCCUGCUCGCUCUGCUUUCGGUCCAGGAAAAGGGAAAAAGAAUGAAGAUGGGAAAUAAAUGGACGGGCAAUUUAUAUGUCCGUCCCCGACCGAAUAUAUAUAUAUAAUAUGUAUAUUUAUCUGAUCGAUAAUCCGAUUUUCGCCGAAAUACUAUCUAAACGCUCGAUUUUAAAUCGAGAACUUUCUAGCGAUCGAAAAUAUGAGAUUUGUCGGAACGGGACGUUACAUUUGCAGAGAGAGUUUAGAGUGUUUUGAACAACAGCAAGGUACGCUUAUAAUUAUCAGUUAUCACAGUUAAGUGGUCACUUGAUUUGAUAGAAUUUCCAUCACCAAUUCAUGUUGCAGAAACUGAUAGAACACAUAACCAUAGGUUUUUCCAGCCGGGAUCAUAUAUGGUUAUAAAUUGAUCAUGUUUCUUGGGUCCAUAUUAGUUAGCAUGAACGGUCCAGACUCCACAUUGAUGAUGUUGUAAGGUCCGGAUCAUGCUAACUUUUUCCAAAAUAUAUGGCUGCUCUCUCCGUUAUCUCUUCCCCACAAAAGCAACAUGUUCUCUCUCUCUCUCCCUCUCACGUGCAGCUUACUUCGGAAAUCGUCAGGGAGGACGACGCUUGGGAGCUUGCGAAAUAAGAAGAGAAAGGGAACACUUUCUGACCAUGGAAGUCAUUAUGACUAUUUUGUAAUUUUCAACUAUCUAUUAUGUCUUCACUCCUCAACUAUAAUAGGAGAAGCCUGUCAGUUGCGAGCAUCCCUCUCUGAUGAAGAGGAGAUUCAGAACUAUGAUCCGAAUAGGACGAUGAGAAGACCCAUAUCUGCAAGUUUUGUUUUCGAAUCAGGUGAUUAUUUAUUCGCUUUCCUUCAUGAAUUGGGAAUUAUUUGGUGGUUUUCAGAAUCUUAAAUCGAGUAUUGUUUGAUAAGUUUCUAAGGAAACUACACUGCUUUUACAUGUCUGAAUAUUGAUUUUGCUUUGGAUUCCAGGUGAUUGACUGGACAAUAGUGUUACUGUCUUUCAUUUGAAAGCCGAUGGAGCUAAGGAUUAGAAAGCAAGCCCUUAACACUGAACUCCGCAAUCUACCAUCGCGUGGUUGAACUUUCAUCUUUCGCCAUGAUGAAUUACAUCUUGCACAUUAGUGAACUCUUUUCUCCCACGCCCAACACACUUUCCUCUCAUUAUCAAGAGAAUAGCUGGCGAUACGUUCAGUGUAGGAGAUUUAGACGUAUGAGGUAGUUGUUGAAAUCCUGCUGAGAUGUGCCUCCUAAUCUCCUGAUGAGUUCAUCAAAACAAAGUCCAUUUCAUCACAAGAAGGGCUAAUUACACGUCUACAAGCAAGGAGGUUAAGGGAGGAGUUUGCUGCCUAUUUGGAUUGUCACUUUGCUCAAAUGGACGUGAAUCAUCAUCAUGGGAAGACCAUUACAUUGCUACAACUCGUGGGCCAGCAUGAAGGAAGAAUGGGCUUGGAAGGAGGAGAGGAUUCGACUAAGGAAGAGGAGGGGAGUCUCAAGUGUGAAAAGGAUCAAGGUGGGAAAGGAAUCAAAGGUGGGAACACAAGGGAAGGCUAGAACCUAGGGAGUUGUUGACCAAGUCUUUUAUUUUAAGGAUUGUAUUUUUUUCCUUUUACUUGUAGGAUUUGUUUUUCAUUUUAAGCUUUGGAUUUGUGUUAGCUAGUAUAUAAAUAAGAGGUUAAGUUCCUCAUUGUAACUCAUUCAAUUAUCAAUCAACUUUCAAGUUACAAGUUCAUAUGAACUAGUUCUUUGUGCAAGCUUCUGUUGGGAGUGCUCCAGGAGUUUUACGUGUCUCUUAUCAACUAGAGAACGCAUCUAGUUGUGGCGAGCUUCUACCCAAUAGCGAUUGGUCUUAUUCACGAGUGGGUGAUUGUUUGAUUGGUUUCAUAUACCAAUUGGCCUUUCAAACGAGUUGGAAUCUGUUUGAUCGUGUUCCAUCAUUAUCUUUUAUUCGAGUUCUUGUUCGUUGAAGAAAAGCUUCGAAAACCCAUAAAAAGUAGGAAAGCUGCGUACUUUGGUCACAUCAAGUGGUAUUAGAGCUUGGUUCAAACGCAGUGGAGAAGAAGGUUAUUUGGCAAUCUUGUCGUGCUCUUGAAGGUUUUGACGUGACCGUGAAGGAUCUUGGAGGAGUCUUUACAUUCUUGAAGGUUCUUGCGAGCUAUCUUGAAGGAUUAAUUAGUGCCGCAAAUAUUGUAGACGAGAUCAAGGCAUUGACUGAUCAAAUCCAAGCGUUAAUUCAAGCACAUACCACCAGCCAGAUGGAGAUUCAAGCGGCGCUACAAGCUCAAAACGCAAGAAUGAAAGCUUGGGAAACACGGAUGUAAGCACCACCAAACCCUAACCCUAAUAUUGCUGCUGAAAGGGCUAGGAGGGAAGAAGAAGAUCAUGGAGAGAGAAGGGUGGUACAACGACCCGUAUUCGAACAUGCUAGGCGACAUCGGCCAAUGGGUGGACUACAUGCAAGACGAGGCCAACCUCGUGAUGAAGAGGUCGAAUAUGAGGAUGACGAGGGUUACCCUCGAGAUGAAGAUGAUGAUUUGAGAAAUAUUAAGGUCAACAUACCAUCGUCUAGAGGUUCUACUAAUCCCCAAGCUUACCUAGAUUGGGAACGAAAGAUGGAAUUGAUCUUCGAUUAUGACAACUAUUCUGAGAGAAAGAAAGUACAAGUGGCAACACUCGAGUUUACGGAUUAUGCCAUUGUGUGGUGGGAUCAUGUAAGAAUGAGGAGGAGGAAGAAUAGACAGCCGCCUAUUAAGACAUGGGCAUAGAUGAGAACUGUAAUGCGGGAUCGAUUUGUGCCUAGUUCUCAUCGUAGAGUGAUGCAUCAAGCCCUACAACUUCUGCACCAAGGUACCAAGAGUGUAGAGUAUUAUUAACGUGAGAUGGAGAUGCUAAUGAUUCGAGCGGAUUUGGAGGAAGAUCGGGAUGCUACCAUUGCACGAUUCUUAUAUGGGCUUAAUUGAGAAUUAGAAAUGUGGUGGAACUUCAUCCCUAUGCGGAUCUAUACGAUUUGGUUGCAAUAGCAUCCAAAGUGGAGAAACAACAAUGUAGUAACGUUGGGAGGAGAUUCACGCCACCACAAGCAGCACCAAGGCCAGGAACGCCUUCAACUUCAACCCUAGGCCAGCCAUAACGAAGCCAGAAGCAUCAAAAUAGGUAACCAAGGUUGAAGCACCAAGAGACAAGCCCGCAGGCUCUAGUGGAGGCAUUCAAUGCUUCAAAUGUCAUGGAAUAGGGCAUAUGGCAAACCAAUGACCUAAUCGAAGAGCUCUAGUCCUACUAGAGAAUGGUGAAUAUGUCUCGGAUUCCGAAGAAGAGGAGCACGAGAGGGAGCCAUCAGAAUCUGAAGUUGACCAAUCAAUGGAAAUGGAGCCCCCCUCCUGGAAGUUUGCUUGUCACGAGAAGAAUGCUAAGCGUGCAACCCAAAGAAGACCUCGAGCACAAUCAAGCAUCCCAAACCCUACAAGCUUCAAUGGCUCAACGAGGAUGGUUCAAUUAAAGUGGCGACGCAAA
Messenger RNA from Linum trigynum, 4072 nucleotides. NCBI's taxonomy places the organism in Eukaryota, Viridiplantae, Streptophyta, Magnoliopsida, Malpighiales, Linaceae. The record is from the annotation of a GenBank genome assembly.